UUUUUUUUCUUUUUUUUUUUUUUAAGCAAGAAAAAAAACCCCCCCUCCCUCAAGGUCUAUUUUAUUUUAUACAGAAUGGCUAGUAUCAGUGCUGCUUUAAAAACUCGUGUUCGUCGUCCUCAACUUUUGAAUAAGGUGAUGAAGGCUGAAGAAACUCUUAAAUUCUUUAAACCUGGACAAUAUCUUGGUUGGUCUGGUUUUACAGGUGUUGGAUAUCCAAAGAUGAUUCCUAUUGCUUUAGCUGAACACGUUGAAAAAAAUAAUCUUCAAGGUAAAAUGAAAUUUAACCUCUUUGUGGGUGCCUCUUCUGGUGCUGAAUGUGAAGAUCGCUGGGCUGAACUUGAUAUGAUUGAUCGUCGUUAUCCUCAUCAAGUUGGUAAGAAUAUCAAGAAGGGUAUUAAUGAAGGUCGUAUUCGUUUUGCCGAUAAACAUCUUUCCAUGUUCCCUCAAGAUCUUGUUUAUGGCUACUAUACAAAGGAUAAGCCUGGAAAUAAGCUUGAUAUUGUCAUUAUUGAAGCUACUGCUAUUACUGAAGAUGGUUGGAUUGUUCCUGGUGCCUCUGUAGGUGCUACUCCUGAAUUAAUUCAAAUGGCAGAUAAGAUUAUUAUUGAAGUAAAUACCCGUAUUCCUUCGUUUGAAGGUCUUCAUGACAUUAACAUGAGUACACUUCCACCUAAUCGUAAACCUUAUUUAAUUAUGAACACAGAAGAUAGAAUCGGAACAACUGCUAUUCCUAUUGAUACUGACAAGGUAAUUGCUGUCGUUGAAAGUAACCGACCUGAUAAGACAGGUGGAAACACACCUGCUGAUGAAAAAUCAGAAGCUAUUGCAAACCAUCUUAUUGAAUUCUUUGAACAAGAAGUCAAAUAUGGUCGUCUCCCCGCUAAUUUGUUACCCCUCCAAUCUGGUAUUGGUAAUAUUGCUAAUGCUGUCAUUGGUGGUUUAGCAAAGUCACCAUUUAAGAAUGUUACAGUAUUUACUGAAGUAUUACAAGAUACCUUCCUUGAAUAUUUUGAUUCUGACAAACUCAAAUUUGCUAGUGCAACCUCUAUUCGUUUCUCUCCUGAGGGCUUUGAUCGCUUUUAUGAUAACUGGGAGAAAUAUAAAGAUAGAUUAUUAUUAAGAUCACAACAAGUUUCCAAUUCCCCUGAAAUCAUUCGUCGUUUAGGAUGUAUUGCCAUGAAUACACCUGUUGAAUUUGAUAUAUAUGGACAUGCUAAUUCCACUUUAGUAUGUGGUUCAGGUAUGUUGAAUGGUUUAGGUGGUUCAGGUGAUUUCUUACGUAAUGCGAAAUUGAGUGUCAUGCAUUCACCUUCUACGCGUCCUUCAAAGAAAGAUCCUCAUGGUGUCUCUUGUGUUGUCCCUAUGUGUUCUCAUGUAGAUCAAACUGAACACGACUUGGAUGUCUUUGUCACUGAACAAGGUUUGGCCGAUCUUCGUGGUCUUUGUCCUCGUGAUCGUGCUCAAGUCAUCAUUGACAAUUGUGUCCAUCCCGAGUAUAAGGAUCUAAUUCAAGAUUACUUUGAUAUGGCUACUAAGAAAUGUCUUGCUGAAGGUAGAGGUCAUGAACCUCAAUUACUUGAUAAAGUCUUCAAGUUGCAUACCAACCUGUUAGAAAAUGGUACCAUGAAGAUUGAUUCAUGGUAAAAAAAAAGAAAGAAAGAAAAAAAAAUGGUUUUCAAUGUGUUUAUAAAGUGAUAUUAUUAUAUAUAAUUCUCUCUCUCUCUCUCUCCCCCUUUC
Messenger RNA from Cokeromyces recurvatus, 1740 nucleotides. Its product is annotated as acetyl-CoA hydrolase. Gene Ontology annotation, cellular component: mitochondrion. Gene Ontology annotation, biological process: acetate metabolic process. NCBI's taxonomy places the organism in Eukaryota, Fungi, Mucoromycota, Mucoromycetes, Mucorales, Mucoraceae. Bases 76 to 1647 code for a protein of 523 amino acids. The transcript has 5 exons. Gene Ontology annotation, molecular function: acetate CoA-transferase activity; acetyl-CoA hydrolase activity. The record is from RefSeq and is a predicted model, not a curated record.